Messenger RNA from Cylindrotheca closterium, 846 nucleotides. The record is from the annotation of a GenBank genome assembly. Lineage: Eukaryota; Bacillariophyta; Bacillariophyceae; Bacillariales; Bacillariaceae.
AUGAACUUUGAAUCCAAGGAGGAUAUUGCAACCCUCGUGGCCGAGCUCAAACUUUUGCACAAGGAUAUCAACCCUCCCGUCCCGAACCCUGCACCCUUGGGCCUCUUUGCCUUUGGUUUCACGACCUGCCUUUUGCAAAUCAAACACUCUGGUAUUUGCGGUGAUGAUACCGCUGGUGUCACUACCCUCGUCUUGGGGUUUGCGACCUUUUUUGGUGGUCUCCUUCAAAUCAUUGCUGGUUUGAGCGAAAUUCGCCGGAAUAACAUUUUUGGAUACACGGCCUUUCUCAUGUAUGGUGCCCUAUGGAUGUCCUUGGGAUUGAUUGACAUGAUCCAAUUGUUAGCCCCCCGAGAAAUGGCCAAACCCAACCCCGAAGCCGCCCAAGCCAUGUUCUUUCUGACUGCCAUCUACUCGUUUGUCUUGUGGAUCUGCACCUUCAAGAUGAAUAAGACGAUCAACUUUUUGUUCUUUUUGCUCUUUAUCACUUUGCUGUUAUUGGGCUUUGGUGUUGUCAAUGAGACAGCCGAUCGUGUGGGAGGCGUCUUUGGAAUGGUCACGUCAUUUGUUGCCUACUGGUUGGCUGCCGCCGAGUUGAUCAAUGACAUUCAUGGCGAAGGCAAACGGGAAAUCAUUCCGUUGGGACAAUUUAAGUCCAAUGACUUUGGUCGACAUGGAUCCUUCCAUGCGCCUGGACUGAUCCACCCCCCUCGCCUCCACCGAAGAAAGAAUCGCGUGAAGAACAACAAACAAGGCGGCGAAGAACAGGCACCUGGCCCAAGUGAUUUGCCUGAAAAUGGUGCGGAGCCCAUGGUGGGCUUUGACGAAGAAGCACUCGACUCGGUGUGA